Molecule: messenger RNA, 1226 nt
Organism: Teleopsis dalmanni
Lineage: Eukaryota; Metazoa; Arthropoda; Insecta; Diptera; Diopsidae
Product: F-box only protein 32
Exons: 5
Coding region: 1-975 (324 amino acids)
Biological process (GO): protein ubiquitination
Cellular component (GO): nucleus; SCF ubiquitin ligase complex; cytoplasm
Molecular function (GO): protein binding
Source: RefSeq, a predicted model, not a curated record
AUGCGGUCAAGUUUAUAUACUGCAGCGUAUCUAGGGCUUUCAUCCAACUCAGAUGACAGCUUUGAGGAAGAAACUGAAGAGACCAUACCACCUCACUGCCACAUAACCAUACGUUGUACACGAGAAAUAGCUGGUUUUAAUGGAUUAGGUGAAGCUGUGCGGCGCUUGGACUUCCGCAGUUCGGUUCGCGAUCGUCGUCGCUUUCAUUACAUUUGUGCACUAUUACGUCUGUUGGUGGCACACAAAGGCAUUGCCAAUUUAUCGGGCAGCGCACAGCGACAAUUGCUUCAAAUGGUCGAAGAAGUUGCAUCUCAUGUCAAUGAUAGCCAACAACAUUUGAACAUUUUGCGGGGCCUGGCGUUGCAAUUGCAACACAUCGUUUAUCAGGAAAAUCAAAAAUGUUGGGGUAAGCCGUUGGGUAGCACGAACCUAUGGCAAGCUCAUGUCGAGACAAUAAAACGCAUACAAAAUGUUGCUAAUCAAAUACAAAUUAAAGAGCCUGGUCCAGAAAUACGUCCUAAAUUGCAUGAUUUGCCAGAAGAAUGUAUUCGAGAAAUUAUAUUGCGUAUAGCAGAUCAUAGAGAUUUGGAGGCCUCGGCUGAUGCUUGGACCCUUAUGGCAACACUUGUGUCUGAGCAACGAAUUUGGCGUGAACUGACACGAUUUCAUUUUAAUCAAAAACAAAUAAAUACUAUACUCGAUUUAAAUAACUUUAAACUAAUGGGUGAUGUUAAGGACUGGAAAAAAGUCUAUCAUCAAUUGAAACGCACCUAUGGUCUAAAUGACGAUUACCAAUUUGCAGAAAUACUAUCACUAUGUCGUUAUUGCUGCUGUCUAUUUUGGCCUUCAGAUGGUCAUCCUUGCAUUGUAGAUCAGAGUCCCGAUUAUAAGCAACGUUUGGAAGAAGCUGGUGGGCAGCUAGCACUAUCGCAACCAGUACCACCAGCACAAUUUUUAAAAUUUUUUUCAUUGUGAAUUUCUAACUAUAUUUAUUGAAGUAUCUACAAAUAUAAGUUAUUUAUAGUUUUAAGAGAAAAUAAUGAAAUAUUUAUUGUAGAUUUAUUAAAAAUUGAAAAUAAAAUUGUAACUGAACAUGAAAACUAGAAGUGAUAAGAAAUGAAAACUCUGGAAUGUAUGAAAGUAAAAUUGAAUUCUUAAUUUCAUUUAAAUAUAAGUUUUAACAACUAAUAUUUUCUAUUGAUUUAAAAACGUGGCUGAAGCCUGUU